Drosophila subpulchrella is the source of this 2215-nucleotide messenger RNA. RefSeq names its product vacuole membrane protein 1 (gene Tango5). The record is from RefSeq and is a predicted model, not a curated record. Bases 141 to 1688 code for a protein of 515 amino acids. The transcript is spliced from 5 exons. NCBI's taxonomy places the organism in Eukaryota, Metazoa, Arthropoda, Insecta, Diptera, Drosophilidae.
CGAUUUCUGCGCAUGGCGUUUUCGGCAUUUCUUCGGCAGCCACAGACGACCCUAAUGUAAUUUUCAAUGAAUUAAAUGUGAAAGAUCGUGCCAAAGUGCAGACAGUCAAAGAAGCAGCCGCUUGCAAGCCAACCGCUUAAAUGUCACAACACUCGAAAAAGGAGAGCAGCAGUAGCGGUAGCGGUAGUAGCCAUGCGAUCCAGAGCAAUCGACAGCACAGCACCAGCAACAACAAGAGCCACAAGCGGCAGGCGGCCAAUGGCAAUCUGAAGGCCCAGUCGAACUCCCACCACUCCCACAGCCAAACCUCCUCGAAAACGCUAAGUAGCAGCAGCGGCAGCGGCAACUCCAGCAGCAACAGCAGCAGUAGAAGCCUCAGCGGUAGCAGCAUGCAGGACACCAGCGCAUCCUUGCUGCCAGCGGCGGCCGCUGGCAAGGCACAGAAGAAGAACCAAAAAGACAAACAGCGCGAAAAGGAGCGCGCGGAACGCAGCCAGCUGGUCCUCUGGCGACAUCCCCUGCAGACCACCAAAUACUGCGGCCUCGAGCUGGCCGCUCUCCUGCGUACGUGGAGCACCAGGCUACUGCAGCAGCGACUCCUGCUGGCCGCCCUGAUAGUAUUAGGCAUCGUAUUUAGCGUAAUUUACAAAAUAGACGGCCCCCAUCAGUUGGCCAUCGAGUUUGUGCGUAGGAACACCUGGUUCUUCGUCUACUGGCUGGGCCUGGGCGUCCUGUCCUCGGUGGGAUUGGGCACUGGGCUGCACACGUUCCUGCUCUACUUGGGGCCGCACAUAGCCAGCGUCACGCUGGCCGCCUACGAGUGCAACUCGCUGCGAUUCCCACAGCCCCCGUAUCCCGAUGAUAUUAUCUGUCCUGAGGAGCCGUACGACAAGCGGGUGCCAAACAUCUGGUCCAUCAUGUCCAAGGUGCGAAUGGAGGCCUUCCUCUGGGGAGCGGGCACGGCGCUGGGCGAGCUACCGCCGUACUUCAUGGCCAAGGCGGCGAGGCUUUCCGGCUACGAUCCAGAGGAUGCCGAGGAGCUGGCCGAAUUCGAGGCUCUGAACGCAAAGCGCCACCAAAAGAACCUCAGUCUGAUGGACAAGGGCAAACUGUUCAUGGAGCGCGUGGUGGAGCGCGUUGGAUUCUUUGGCAUCCUGGCCUGUGCAAGCAUUCCCAAUCCCCUGUUCGAUCUGGCAGGAAUCACCUGCGGCCACUUUCUGGUGCCAUUCUGGACGUUCUUCGGAGCCACGCUGAUUGGCAAGGCGGUGAUCAAGAUGCACAUCCAGAAGAUCUUCGUGAUCAUCGCCUUCAACGAGACGCUGAUCGAGCGGGCCGUCGAUCUCUUGGCCUCGCUGCCGCUGCUCGGCCACAAGCUGCAGGAGCCGUUUAAGUCCUUCCUGAAGAACCAGAAACAGCGGCUGCAUCGCCAGCAGCGAGGAGCGGCCGGUUCGGCAGCCGGAGCUGGAGAUUCGGGCAACCUGCUGUCCCGGAUCUUUGAGACGUUUGUCAUCGGCAUGGUGUGCUACUUUGUGGUGUCCAUUGUCAACUCCCUGGCCCAGAGCUAUCACAAGAGGUUGCACAAAAAGUCGGCGGGAGCAGCGACCACGCCCACUCGACUGGUGGCGGCGGCGGCGGCUGCGGCGGGACCCAGCAAGAAGUCGGGAAAGCAGAAAGCUUUACGGGACUAGAGUAAAAUCGCUAGAAAUGUUUUUCGUUGAUCGUUUUACCCCAAAAAAAACCCGAAAUCAUCAUACCCCGCCCUCCUUUCGAUUAAAUUAUUUUGUUUACUGCGGCUUUCGCUCUUAGUCAAAUUAUGUAUUGUAUGUGAGUGUGACCGCGAGAGAAAGAGACGGCCACCAAGCCAGAGGAAUUUACCUUGUAGACUAGAUUAGGAAAAAAAAAGUUAAAGUAAAUGUAAAGCGUGUAGUAGCCCACAACAAUAGCCAGAGCAGAAUAUAUUUUAGUAAUGUACAAGAAAAAAAAAAAAAACACCUUAGCAAUUUUCUGUGUGUGUGUGUCUCGUUUUGAUGAAACGAAAGUGAGAGAGACGCAGCUAGUCGCGCCUAAUGAAAAGCAAAUUGUGCUAAAGUUGUGCAAAAGACAAACAAGCCAGAGCAAACAGAGAGCCCAAAAUAAGUUGCAGACCCGAGAGCGAUGAAAAGGUAUGAAAAAGAUUUAAAAUUGCUGAAGAAUAAAUGAAAUAUGGAUAUACGAA